This is a messenger RNA of Ciona intestinalis (vase tunicate), 1284 nucleotides long. NCBI's taxonomy places the organism in Eukaryota, Metazoa, Chordata, Ascidiacea, Phlebobranchia, Cionidae. The record is from RefSeq and is a predicted model, not a curated record.
UGUGAAUAAGAAAGAAACUGCUUUUAAAUAGGACUAUACAGCGACGUAUAUUGCCAUAUAGAUCCACUUUCAUUUAACAAUAUUUUCGUUGCGCACGUUGCCAUUUAUAAAGGUAAUGAAGCGAACAACGUUCACGAAAAAGUCUGGUAAAGGUGCAAGUGGUGUUGUAAUCCCAGGUACUCAUCCAUCUCUACACAAUGGUUUGCUCCUUGUUUCAACCGGGAUACCUUCAUUGGAUGUUGUUCUUGGUGGAGGAUUGCCAGUUGGAAGCAUUAUGAUGGUUGAAGAAGAUCUGUUCGGAAGAUUUUCCAAAAUUAUUCUGAAGUAUUACCUUGCUGAAGGCGUCAUGUGCAAUCACUCACUUUUUGUGGCCUCGUUUGAAGACAAAAACGAAGAAAUUUUGACACAGUUGCCAAAACCUGUAACCAAAGAUAUCUUGACUGGUUCUAAAACAGAUGACAUGAAGAUUGCUUUCAGAUAUCGUGAUCUUUCUACUGCUACAAACUCUCUGGAUGCUCCACCCAAAUAUGGUCAUUACUAUGACAUCAGCAGAACUAUGGAUAAAAUAGAUUACGAACAUUGUGGGAUCACAACUUUGAAUUUAAACAAACUUAUUAGAGAAGAUACUGUGGUUCCAGUAUCUACCAUGCUUAGGUCAACAUUAAACAAACUGAAUACAAUUGCAUCCGACAUCCAACACACUGCACCAAAGUCUAUUGUUGCAAAGACAAAACUAAACAUUAUCAGAGCAGCGAUUCCCGGUCUCGGUUCACCACUGUGGUGUGAAAACACUGAGGAUAAUGUAUCUAGUAUUGCAAGGUUCCUGCAUGCACUUAGAGCAUUAGCUCGUAACUCACUUAUGACAUGCGUGGUUACUGUCCCAACACACUUGUACACACCACACCAAGUAAAUGUCAUAAGGCAUAUGGUUGACUGUUCAAUUGAACUGGAGUCGUUUUCUAAAGAAAAGACGAACCCUGUGUUCAGUCAGUUUCAUGGUUUGAUUCGUUUGAAGAAGCUUCCAUGUUUAAACUCGCUUGUUCCUUUCAUUCCUCAAUCUCUUGACCUUGGUUUUGAACUCAAGAAAACAAAGUUUCAGAUUAAAUGUUUACACCUGCCUCCUGACAUGUCAGAUGGUGCAGCUGAAAGUGAUGGUAAAACGCAAAAGUCACCCUGCGAUUCAAACACUUUGCACAGAAAAUUGGACUUUUAAUCUGCUACAGACAUUUGUAUUGACGCAAAAAUACAGUGACAUUACGAAAAAAAUAAAAACCGCAGUGUUAA